CACAGACUCACGCCACGGUGCCUGCGCACUCGUCGGCUCGCUUGCAAUCGAUCAACUUGCAUAGACUUGUGUGCACUUGACCCAUACAGCACCAUAGGUGCGCCUGCUUAGCGUAACAACUUCACACCAGUCACUUUGUAGACUCCUUGCAACCAUGAUGCUGGCUUCGCGUCCUGCUGUCGCGCUAGGGGCACGCGCCCAGCCCCAGGUGUUGCGCCCAACCCUGGUGCCUCGACCUGGAAUGGUGUCAAACCUACGGCUGCAGCCUGUGAAGGUCGCGGACCCCAUUGUGGCGUCGGAGACCUCGCAGGUCAUGGAGGCGCCGCAGGAGAAGAAGCUAUCCGAAUUUGAGCUCAAACGCCUCGAGCGCAAGCAGCAACGCGCCCAAGAGGCCGCCACCUACAAGUUCUCUGCCAUCGCCGCGACGGUGCUGGUCUUGAGCAUCGCCGUGGUUGCCACCUACUACCGCUUCGCCUGGCACUUUGCCGAGGACGGCGACCUGCCCGUGGACGAGAUGGCGGCGACGCUGCUGCUGGUGUUUGGCGGCAUGUUCGGCAUGGAGAUGUACGCCCGCUUCGCGCACAAGGUGCUGUGGCACGACUUUGAGCCGGGCUGGGCGCUGCACAAGAGCCACCACGAGCCGCGCACCGGCCCCUUUGAGCUCAACGACAUCUACGCCGUCGCCAACGCCCUGCCCGCAAUGGCGCUGUGCGCCUACGGCUUCUUCACGCCGCACGUGAUCGGCGGCGUGUGCUUCGGCGCGGGUCUGGGCAUCACGCUGUUCGGCAUCGCCUACAUGUUCUUCCACGACGGCCUGGUGCACCGCCGCUUCCCCGUGGGGCCCAUCGCCAACCUGCCGUACAUGAAGCGCAUCAUGGUGGCUCAUCAGAUCCACCACACCAACAAGUUCGGCGGCGUGCCCUUCGGCAUGUUUCUGGGCGUGCAGGAGCUGGAGGCGGUGCCGGGCGGCAAGGAGGAGCUGGACAAGCUCAUGGCCGAUCUGGAGGCGCGCGAGGCGGCAGCAGCCAAGGCCGCCGGCUCCUCGUAAAGCGGCCGGCGACACCGGGCAUAAUAAUGCCGCCGCCGACACCGGCGACGGUCUAGCGCCGGCCUCCUUUAUUGGCGGCGCCUAAUUAGCGGCGGAAUUAGAUUUUCGAAGCAAGAGAGCUGUCGCUGGCCCCGGUCGGACUCCGGAGGCCGCUGCCAGUGUCGCCAACACCUCGCGGCGACAGAGGCAGGCAGCCGGGCCCAGUGACGCACACGCGCUUACCGCGCUGCCCGCUGCCCCAUGUGAAAGCAAGGGCGGCGGCGGCGGCAGCUGGCGCGGUGUGCGCAAAAAGGCGUCGGUCGUACACCUCCGCGGCUGCUUGGUCAUCUGCUCUGCGUGGUGACACGAGCGAGCAACGUCCUAGGAAAGACCGGAUCGCAGCGUCCUGGGGGCACGCUGUUUGAAGCGUCACGGAGGCACGCGCAUCGGAGCCACUGCCACUGUCACAGAACGACCUAGCGGGUGGGACCUGGGGACUGUUGUAUGAGUGUGGCGUUCAAAUCCAUGUGCUUCGGGUCGUGGAGCGGGCGACGGACCCUCGCUCGCGGUUGCGUGCUCAUAAUGCGGCUCUGUGGCGGCCCUAGCUGUGUGGGCCCCGUUUCCUGUGCGGGGCCUGGCACAGAGCGUUGUUUGGCAGAUGUUCUUCAUGGACGGCGCCGCCUGCCCUGCUGAUGAGGCGCGCGUGCGGCGUUGUCUGUGGCGCGGGGGAGAGCUGGAGCGGCUCUAGGCUGCUCCAGCCUAGAGCCGCGAGGCGGGCGGGCUGUUGGGCAACCGGUCAUCCUAUAAGAGAUCGUGUGAGUGUGCACAGGCGCGGGGUGCAUGGUGGUGGUGUUUAUGAUCACGGCCACAAGAAGCUGUGUGGAUUAUAUGGCGGGUCGAGGUGGCAGUGUGCCGCCGCAAGGCUGGUGUAGGCGCUUGCGGCGGUUCAUUGCGCGGCGGUGGUGGUGUUGGUGGUGGUGGUUGUGUAUCUUGGUGCCGCGGCUGUGCACUGCAUGGUGCCCGGGCUGCUGUGCAGAGGGUGUGAGGCCCGCUGCUGUGGCGCUCCCACCUGACUAGGUGGUGGGUGCACGCGGCGGACGGCGCCACACACUGGAGAUGCGUUGCAUGCGCACAUAGCGCCGUGUGGGAGCUUAAGAGUCAGCGCUGACAUGAGUGAGUGACGAGUGCAUGCAUUGAGAGAGCAGAGUGAGUAUACCGAGUGACAAGCACUGAAUUGCGCGGAUGCCGAAUCGGCAAAUUGGGCGGGGGCUAUCAGGCUAGAUGUAGACGCAAGCAAGUACUCAAGAGUAGAGGUAGAGGCAUGCGCGGGCUGUGGUUGCCUGGACCGGGCUAGCAGAUUGGCAGCCCGGAGCGCCGCGCAAGGACUGCGGGCUCUGUUGAUGUUGGUGGCAAUGGUGGUGGGCGGGCAUGGCGGGCAAUGGCGGGGCAAGCGAGAGGCGGUGGGCUGUUGGCCACUGGUUGGCGAUGCGUUGAGCCGGACCGGGAGCGACGGCGCUGCUGGGGACGGCAUUCCCCAGGUUGCAGGCAGGACAGAUCUCGGAUCAAUAGAUUGCGUGCGCACGGGGGCACGUCUGUCGGUGCCGGCUGCGGUGUUUGCGGCAGUAAACGGCGGGGCGCGAGGCCACAUGGUGGCGAGCGAUGCUUGAGGUGGCGGCCAGGCUGAAAGCCCACGAGCGCGUGUGAUGUGCGUUGGGUAGUACACACCCGAAACGAAUGAGGGUGAAGAUACAUUUUCCGCGCCCACAUUUUGCUGGCGCAAGGCGUAAUGUGUGACUGCGUUGUUACGAUUUGUGGGGACGGGUGCGCGAGCCCGCGCUUGCGCGCCUGCGGGCGCAUCCUUCCUCUUGAUGACCUGCUUAAUCACGUUGUUAUAUGAUUAUGUGUCCAUUGUAUGGUGUGUGUGGCGUGGCGUGGCGUUCAGUCCGCGAGUACGGUAAUUAUCCCAAGAGUGUUUCGUGAUCCCUCCUUUCAUUUUGCUUCUCACCCGACAAGGACAGGGACUACAAGUGGCGUGAGUGUGCCAAUGUCCACUGGCCCGUGCCCCCCUCUGUAACAUUGCUGUUGA
This is a messenger RNA of Chlamydomonas reinhardtii, 3113 nucleotides long. RefSeq lists its product as uncharacterized. The transcript has 7 exons. Lineage: Eukaryota; Viridiplantae; Chlorophyta; Chlorophyceae; Chlamydomonadales; Chlamydomonadaceae. The record is from RefSeq and is a predicted model, not a curated record. Gene Ontology annotation, molecular function: beta-carotene 3-hydroxylase activity; iron ion binding. The coding region runs from base 155 to 1048 and encodes 297 amino acids. Gene Ontology annotation, biological process: carotene metabolic process; xanthophyll biosynthetic process. Gene Ontology annotation, cellular component: chloroplast.